AUGAAUCUUUCCCGGGUUAUUGCAUCAUUGGGGCUAUUGGGCGUAGCUGCAGCUGACUCAAAUGAAGUGGUCAAGUGUCCGACUGAGCAGCCAACGCCUACUGUGACACCGGCAAUGACCACUACGUCAACUAGCUCAAGUUUUGCUCGCUUCUUUGACCAGAGCAAAUUCAAAAACAUCUUCCCAGAUGCUGUGGAACUCUACAAUUUUAAUGGGCUAGUAAAUGCUGCCAGUAAGUACCCGACGUUUGCCAACACCGGCAACGAUGUUAACGACAGACGCGAGCUCGCGGCUUUCUUUGCCCAGACGGCUCACGAGAGCGACAACUUCAAGGCCGCAGAAGAGUACGCCAAAGACACCUACUCCGUGUGGCAGUACUGUGACAACACCACCUACCCAUGCGCUCCUGGCCGUCGCUACCACGGCCGAGGCCCCAUUCAGCUCUCGUGGAACUACAACUACUACAAUGCGGGCAAAGCACUUAACAUUGAUCUCCUCAACAAUCCAGACAUUGUAGCAAAGGAUACCGCCGUGACGUGGAUGACUGCACUCUGGUAUUGGAUGACGCCGCAAAAGAAUGGUCGUAUCAUUCACAACGUCGUCACAAUCGAGGGCGGCUUUGCUCAAUCCACCGACAUCAUUAACGGUGGUCUUGAAUGCGGCCCGGACGCUCCUAACAAGAAGAAUGAGGAGCAGCGCAUCAAGUACUAUGCUAAGAUGUGCGAGGUGUUAAACGUGCAGCCGCUGGGCAUCAGUUCGUGCAAUGCGUAG
Molecule: messenger RNA, 771 nt
Organism: Peronospora farinosa
Lineage: Eukaryota; Oomycota; Peronosporomycetes; Peronosporales; Peronosporaceae
Source: the annotation of a GenBank genome assembly